Molecule: messenger RNA, 1135 nt
Organism: Eleginops maclovinus (Patagonian blennie)
Lineage: Eukaryota; Metazoa; Chordata; Actinopteri; Perciformes; Eleginopidae
Gene: star2
Product: steroidogenic acute regulatory protein 2
Exons: 7
Coding region: 1-846 (281 amino acids)
Biological process (GO): regulation of steroid biosynthetic process; intracellular cholesterol transport; steroid biosynthetic process
Cellular component (GO): mitochondrion
Molecular function (GO): cholesterol binding; cholesterol transfer activity
Source: RefSeq, a predicted model, not a curated record
AUGCUGUCUGCUGUUGUAAAGCUCUGCUGUGGAAUCUCCUACCCCCAUCUGAGGAGUCUGGCAGGACUUCAACGCACAGCUGUGGCAGUGAUAGGCAAGGAGCUCACACACCUGCAGAGAUGGGGACGGGUCCAACAUCACAUGAGAACACAUGUUGGAAUCAAGUAUAAUGAACCUGGACCCGAAGAUAUAAAGCCUUUGAAAGAAGAUAAACACUUUUAUAUACAACAAGGAGAAGAAGCAAUGAGAAAAGCUCUCUGCGUGUUGGAAGACACAAAAGGGUGGAUGGUCGAGAUCACAGAGAGCGAAGGGGAUGUUAUUUGUAGCAAAGUACUGCCAGGGGCUGGGAAGGUCUUCAGGCUGGAGGCGGUGCUGGAGGCCAGCGUGGAGGAGCUCUACGACCUCCUGUUUGUCAGAGUGGAGGAGAUCCACCAGUGGAACCCGAACAUACAGCAUAUCAAAGUUCUGAAACAUGUUGGGCCUGAAACAAAAAUCACUCAUGAGGUUUCAGCCGAGACAGCAGGAAAUCUGAUUGGCCAAAGGGAUUUCCUGAGUGUCAGACACAGUUGCAAACAGAAGUCCAGCGUUUAUCUUGGAGGAGCAGCGAUUCAGCUGGCGUCCUUUCCACCACAGGCAGGCUUUGUGAGAGCCGAGGAUGGACCAACCUGCAUCAUCAUUCAGACUUUGGGCAAUGAAACGGGAAAAAGUCGCUUCACAUGGCUUCUUAAUAUGGAUGUAAAGGGCUGGCUGCCAAAGUCCAUUGUCAAUCAGGCUUUGCCACGAGCACAGCUGGAUUUCACCAGACACCUCCGCAGACGUCUCACAGCGAGCACCGUCCUGGGCUAGCUUAGCUUGUGUGACACCUUCACUGCAGGAGCACCCCAUCACUCUCUGGGGAAGGUUGGGAGAUGGAGGCACAGUGACAGCCUGAUGCUUAGCUGAAGAGCAGACAGAAAGUAACUGCUGUCAGCAACCCCUGAAUUAAAGCCGAUGGCUUAUAAUAGGAAAUAAUGUCAGUGUGUGCCAGUCAAACCUCAAGAUUUCCUGCUUAGGAUUCAUUAAUUGACUGUUGACUGCGACUAACUGAAUGAGAGCCUGCACUUGAAUGUCAAAAUUAAUAAAGUGUUUGAAUGUC